Messenger RNA from Brassica napus (rape), 1636 nucleotides. RefSeq names its product protein farnesyltransferase subunit beta-like. Gene Ontology annotation, cellular component: protein farnesyltransferase complex. Gene Ontology annotation, molecular function: protein farnesyltransferase activity. The transcript has 14 exons. NCBI's taxonomy places the organism in Eukaryota, Viridiplantae, Streptophyta, Magnoliopsida, Brassicales, Brassicaceae. Bases 194 to 1483 code for a protein of 429 amino acids. The record is from RefSeq and is a predicted model, not a curated record. Gene Ontology annotation, biological process: protein farnesylation.
ACAGUUUUCUUUGCAAGAUUUUAAAAUUAAAUGAAACUUAGCAAAAGGAAAGGAAAAAGAAAGUGAUUAAAAAGGAAACUCGGAUUUUUUAAAAUAAAGAAAGAAAAAAGAGCCGACGUUGAACCCCUCCUCUAUAUGUAUAUAGGUUAUUAGGACAAGGGCACAGCUGGAGUCAUCUGUUGAAGACGGAGUAAUGGAAGAGCUUCCGAGCAUGACCGUGAGUCAGCGCGACCAGUUUCUGGUGUUAAACGAUGUCUUCCGGAUAUACAGUGACUUUGACGCCAGCGACAUUGCUACUCAGAUAUUCACGGUGGAGAUUCAGCGCGACAAGCAGUUGGAUUAUCUGAUGAAUGGCUUAAGGCAUCUAGGCCCUUCGUUUUCGUCCUUAGAUGCUAAUCGACCAUGGAUUUGCUACUGGAUUCUUCAUUCAAUUGCUUUGCUUGGGGAGUCUGUGGACGAUGAACUAGAAAACAAUACCAUCGACUUUCUUGGACGCUGUCAGGGCCCUGAUGGCGGAUACGGCGGUGGUCCUGGCCAACUUGCACAUCUUGCAACAAGUUAUGCUGCAGUGAAUACACUUGUUACUUUAGGAGGUGACAAAGCCCUUUCUUCAAUUAAUAGAGAAAAAAUGUCUAGCUUUUUAAGACGAAUGAAGGAUCCAGACGGAGGUUUCAGGGUGCAUGAUAUGGGAGAAAUGGAUGUGCGAGCGUGCUACCUUGCGAUUUCGAUUGCAAGCAUCCUGAACAUUUUGGAUGAUGAACUCACCCGAGGCUUAGGAGAUUACAUUUUGAGUUGCCAAACUUAUGAAGGUGGCAUUGGAGGAGAGCCUGGCUCCGAAGCUCACGCGGGGAACACAUACUGUGGGCUGGCUACUAUGGCUUUAAUCACUGAAGUCGACCGCUUGAACUUAGAUUCAUUAAUGAAUUGGAUUGUACAUCAACAAGGAGUAGAAAGGGGAUUUCAAGGUCGGACGAACAAGUUGGUUGAUGGCUGCUACACUUUUUGGCAGGCAGCCCCUUGUGUUCUACUACAGAGAUUUUAUUCAGCCCAUGAUCUGGUACUUCAAGGAUCAUUACAUAUGUCCCAACCGAGAGAUGAAGAUCACGAGGAACAUGCUCAUGAUGAAGAUGAUCCUGAAAGUGAUGACAAUGACUCUGAUAAGGACAGCAAUGAAGAUUGUAGGAGGGUGCAACCUGUUUUUGACAGCCUCAACUUGCAGAGAUAUGUGAUCUUGUGCUCUAUGGUUCCUGAAGGUGGAUUCAGAGACAAGCCGGGGAAACCCCGGGACUUCUACCACACAUGUUACUGUCUAAGCGGUCUCUCCGUGGCUCAACACGCUUGGUCAAAAGACAAAGAUACUCCGCCGUUGAAUAGUGACAUUUUGGGUAGCUAUGCUAAUCACCUUGAACAUGUUCACCUCCUCCACAACGUUGUCAUGGAUCGGUACAACAAAGCCAUCGAGUUCUUCCAUAGAGAAGCAUAAUCUGUGCUCGCCACAUUUGGGAAACUCCCAAGCCAGUAUUAGAGAGUUCUGGUUGUGUUGUAUGUGCAACUUUUGAACAAAAGUUAUAGUGUUUUACUGAUUUAACCUUGAAUUAUUGAGUUUUAUUUUCACUUUAAUGUGUAUUUACAUAUA